AUGAACCUGGUGCACAUUCGCGUCAUCUCUACCAAGACGAGCCGGCUUAAGGAGGGUGUUGAUUAUAUCCGGACUGGCCUUGAGCGGCAAACCGUUCUUAGAGAUCCUCACAGCAAGAGGCACUCACUAGGAGGUCGGGAAAGCGGCUGGACGGAGGCCGACUUUCAGUCUAACCCUGGACUAUCGCUCGCCACCCCUCCAGACGAUCCCGAGUUAUUCUUUGGUACGCCUGCCUCCUCGACAGAUACCGACUACUCCUUUGACUUUAAUGUCUUCCCAUCGCAGAUUCUGUCCCUUGCCGAGGAGGCGAGUGAUGCGCCCACCGUCUGGUUGGAUUUCGCGGCCGCCGAUGAUUCGAGCGUCUGUUGUGAGGAGGAGGACGACGAGAGGGACGAGGACGCAUCCUUGCCGUCCAGGAGGGGGUUGUAG
Cordyceps fumosorosea ARSEF 2679 is the source of this 429-nucleotide messenger RNA. RefSeq lists its product as hypothetical. The transcript has 2 exons. NCBI's taxonomy places the organism in Eukaryota, Fungi, Ascomycota, Sordariomycetes, Hypocreales, Cordycipitaceae. Bases 1 to 429 code for a protein of 142 amino acids. The record is from RefSeq and is a predicted model, not a curated record.